AUUGAGGUGGGGAAAUGACAGAAAUGCCCAAAGAAAAGUGCGAAAAAGAGAAGAGCAUGAGACCUGCAGGGCGCAGGCAGCAUUUGGCUUAAAAAUAUGGCGUCUCGGUUGCAUGUUCUCUUUAUAUAACGACACCUCUCUCUUCUCCCUCUUUUCUUUAUUAUUCUUAUUAUUAUAUUUUCACUUUCAUACUUCACUCACAAACCUCCCUUUUCAAUCUCUUCUUCCCUUCACUAAACCCUCUACCCUCGUUUCUUUUUUCCUUUCCUCUGCUUCUAACUUCACGCCCCUCCAACCAUGGGAGAGGAGGAGAAGAAGCCCGACGAGAAGACAGUAUCUGCUGAAGAAAUGGCUGUUCAAAAACCCCCGCCUGAGGAUGUUAAUGUCAAGGAGAAGAAAGAUGAAAGUAAGCCUUCCGAGAAAGAGGAGACCAAAACAGAGGAAUCUAAGGAUGGGAAGGAACCCACCAAGGAGCAAGCUCCACCCCCGCCCCCGCCGGAGAUUGUGCUUAAGGUUUACAUGCAUUGUGAAGGAUGUGCUCGGAAAGUUCGCCGUUGUCUCAGAGGCUUUGAAGGGGUUGAAGAUGUAAUCACUGAUUGCAAGACCCAUAAAGUGGUUGUGAAAGGGGAAAAGGCGGAUCCAUUGAAGGUUUUGGAUAGAGUUCAGAGGAAGAGUCACAGACAGGUGGAGCUUCUAUCUCCGAUCCCAAAACCGCCGGAGCCCGAGGAACCGAAACCGGAGGAGAAAGAGAAGCCCAAACCUGAAGAAAAGAAAGAAGAGCCUCAGGUCGUGACUGUAGUAUUAGGAGUCCAUAUGCAUUGCGAGGCUUGUGCCCAAGAAAUCAAAAAGCGCAUAUUGAGAAUGAAAGGGGUGGAUGCAGUAGAGGCAGAUCUGAAAGCGUCUCAAGUUUCAGUGACGGGCGUUUUCGACCCACCAAAGCUUGUGGAUUAUGUGUACAAAAGAACUGGAAAACACGCCGUGAUAGUGAAGACAGACCCAGAAAAGAAACAGAAAGAAGCAGAAGCUAAAGAAACGAAAGAAGAAAAAGCAAAUGAAGAAAGUGGGAAAGAGAAGAAAGCCGACGACGGAGGCGAGAACAAGGAGAGCAACAAAGAAGCAGAGGGUGGUGGCGGAGAAACUAAAUCCGCCGUAGAAGUGACGCCGGAAGAAACAAUCGUGGUGGAAUUGAAAAAGAAUGAAUAUUAUCAACAUUACCCACAAAGGUACGCCAUGGAAAUGUACGCGUAUCCACCUCAGAUUUUCAGUGAUGAAAACCCCAAUGCAUGUUCUGUUAUGUGAAUGCAAAAGAUGAAGAACAUUCAUUUUAAGGGUUUAAACAAAAAAAUUAGAAUGGAGAGAAAGAUGAAGAUAGUGGUAAUGAUAAUGAAAAUGAAAUAUGCUCUCUAGAUAAAAUUAUGGUUUCUACAGAAAAGGCUGUAGAAUUUUGUUGGGGAUUGUAAUUUUUCUUUUCUUUUUCCUUAGCUGUUUU
This is a messenger RNA of Cucumis melo (muskmelon), 1489 nucleotides long. RefSeq names its product heavy metal-associated isoprenylated plant protein 7-like. The transcript has 5 exons. The record is from RefSeq and is a predicted model, not a curated record. Bases 298 to 1299 code for a protein of 333 amino acids. Gene Ontology annotation, molecular function: metal ion binding. Lineage: Eukaryota; Viridiplantae; Streptophyta; Magnoliopsida; Cucurbitales; Cucurbitaceae.